Monodelphis domestica (gray short-tailed opossum) is the source of this 1120-nucleotide messenger RNA. It is a transcript of the gene TMEM95, whose product is annotated as transmembrane protein 95. The record is from RefSeq and is a predicted model, not a curated record. Lineage: Eukaryota; Metazoa; Chordata; Mammalia; Didelphimorphia; Didelphidae. Gene Ontology annotation, biological process: fusion of sperm to egg plasma membrane involved in single fertilization. Gene Ontology annotation, cellular component: acrosomal membrane; sperm plasma membrane.
UAGGAAUAAAGAGCCCCAUAGUCAAAGUGGACAGAAUCAGUAUCCUAUAUCCUAUUUCAACCAAAGUUCUCAUUCUGGUCCUCAUGUGGGUCCUAAUGCUUGGCUAUCUUUGCCUGAGCACCUCCCAGGCCUGUAUCUUCUGCCGUCUCCCCUCUAGAGACCUUUCUGGACGAGUGGCUCAUCUCUGUGAUCAGAUAAGUUCAGAAUGGGAAAACUGUAAAACCAGCUGGAAUUUCUCAGCCUUUGCCUUAGAUGAUGUAUCCAUGAAUAGAAUCACAGAGAAGACACACAGAGUAUUGAGUAUCUUUGAAAUCAAAGGUUCUGUGUUCUCCCUUUCCUCCUAUUGGCACUGGCUUCAGGAGACUAAACUUCCUGAAUCUGUGAGGCAAGCUCUGUGCCCUCCUGCUUGCCGUGGAAUAACGACUCUGUACAACUGCUCCACAUGCAAAGCUGUUGAAGUUCAAUGCUGGGCUCUCAAGCGUUGCUUUCCAGGACGCCAGGAUCUGAGGGAAGCUAGGAUCCUGCUCCUUUCCCUCUCAGCAGCCUUGUUAAUUCUCGGUUUCAUCAGCUGUAUAAUAGAGUCCAGAUCCCUCUUAACAGAGUGACCCCCAUGAGAAGAUUCCAAGACUUCCCCCUAGUUUCCACCUUCAAGAGCUCUCUGUUGACUCAGUCUGGUCACUCACAGUCAUGCAUCCAGUGAUCCCCCCACAUACCUAACCUCCCACCCACUCACACAGGCCACCACCACUACUCUUUAUUCAGUGACCCAAAUGAAUAUAGAUAGAAAGAACCCCCAUACUAUCCCUCCAAGAACUCCUUUAAGUAGUCCCUGAAAAAAUCAACUGGGAACACUGGCCCCAGAGUCAUCUCCAGCCUUCCUCUUCCCAGCUACCCCAGAUUUUGCUGGUUUUGCAGAUUCUGGGAAUCAACUCUCUUUGGAACAUUUUCCCCAUGGCAUUAGAAAAUCCAUGUUGGGGUGACAUUAUUAUUUUGUUUUAGAGUGAUCAAGGUGUGUGUAGAUGUGGGUAGAUGUGUAUUCAUGUAUAUCCCCACCUCACAGACACCUCUCACCUUCUCUGGUAUUUUUUUUCUCUUGUCACUAAAUAUCCUUAUUUUCAUC